UUGCAGUAGCCGCUCGCUCUCAGCAGGGGCUCCCUCGCCUUGCCUCCUUGUUUGCUUAGCGGCGGGCCGGCCGCAGAACUACUUUUGCGCACACAGCAGCAGCAGCAGCAAACAGCCGCGUCGCCCUCCCGGGUUUUUGUGCGCGUGUGAGUGCGCGCGCCGCACUCUCUUCCAAGGAAACCCGACGGAUUGACUGGGGCGCCCCGCGGCAGCGUGCCUGGAGGAGCCGUGCCUUUUCCGCGCAGCCCGAUCGCCCAAGGAAGAGGAGGGAUAACCGUGGGGGGGCUUGUUGACACAGGCACGAUCCCGGGAGUUGGAAUUCCCCCCACAUACACACACCACAGAAACACACACACCCAACGCGAAGGUGACGGGGGACCCUGGCGGCUGCAGCUGGUGCAAAAGAGUGCUGUGCGCGGAAGAGGCUCUGCUACUUAACUGCUUUAACGUCCCUUAUUAUUGUCCUGGAUCAAGAAGGGAGAAGACGACUCGAUCCACCACCCCUGCUCUCUUCCGCUUCUUCCCCGGUCCACUUUCGCCGGAGAUGGCAUUUUGGCUUGAGGUCCAUUGACUGAGAAGAGAAAUGAAGCCCAGGCAGUCCAGAUGGUUGCCUGAACCCCAGGUAUCCCACUCAUUUCUGGCUGCAGCUCUAAGCUAUUUACCAGCAGACUUUCAACUGCUGCCGUUGCAUCGAUUGUGGACUCCUGCCAGAACUUGCCUAUAGGACUCAGAAUGAGUAUGAUGCCUCUGGGGGUACUCCUUCUUCCUGCUCUGUGUUUCCUGGGGGCAGUUAUUCCGCCGGGACUACAGUAUGCCACCUUUUCGCACAACGCCACCAAAUUCCUCCAUCUGAUCAUGGAUCCCAACUCGGGGACUCUCUACCUGGGGGCUACAAACUUCCUCUUCCAGCUGACGUCGGGCCUGGCUCUGGAGGAAGCCGUCUCUACCGGGCCCUCUUUGGACAGCAAGGAUUGCCUCCCGCCCGUCACCAAGCACGAAUGCCCCCAAGCGCAGGAGACGGACAACUACAACAAGCUCUUGCUGGUCAACUCGCCGAAGGAGGAGCUCAUCGUGUGCGGCAGCGUGUGGCAGGGCAUCUGCGAGAAGAGGAGACUCGGCUUCAUCGACCGCAUCCUCUUCCAGCCCCAGACGCCGGGGGACACCCAGUACGUGGCAGCCAACGACCCUAACAUCUCCACCGUGGGGCUGAUCGGAUAUGCCAAAGACAACAUGCCGCUGCUCUUCGUGGGCCGGGGGUACACCAGCCGGGGGGUGGGGGGCAGCAUCCCGCCCAUUACGACUCGCAAUCUCGGGACCCACCCUGGGCAAGACCCGCACUCCAUCUUCUCCUACGAGGAAACGGCCAAGCUGGCCGUGGGCCGUCUCUCGGAAUACAACCACCACUUUGUCAAGUCGUUCACGCACGGCUCCAGCGUCUACUUUCUGUUCUACCGGCGGGACCUAAAGUCGCACUCGCGCGAGUACCGCACCUACAUUUCCCGCAUCUGCCUGGAUGACGUGCACUAUUACUCCUACGUGGAGCUGCCCUUGCUCUGCCGGAGUAAAGGGAAGACGUACAGCCACCUCCAGGCCGCCUAUGUCUCCCAGCCGGGCGGAGAAGGCGGUGUCGGCGGAGCCCGGGGAGACGUGCUUUUUGUUGCCUUUUCCGCCUGGCAGGCUUCUUCCGGGAAGCUGAGCGAGGAAUCUGCACUCUGCAUUUAUACGAUGGACGAGGUGGAGCGCCUCGCCACGCGGACCAGGGACCUUUGCUACACCAAGGACGGGAAAUCGGAGGAAGGUGUCGAGGUGGCUUAUAUAGAGUACGACGUCAGCUCCAACUGUGUCCAGCUGUCAGCGGAUACUUUGGAUGCCUACCCUUGUGGCUCAGACCACACCCCCAGUCCAAUGGCCAGCCGUGUGCCUCUUGAAGCAGAGCCCAUCUUGGAAAAGCCGAACGCCCGCCUGACUGCUGUGGCCGUCAGCAUUGAAGAUGGGCACACUGUCAUCUUCCUGGGAGACAGCAAAGGCUGCCUGCACAAGGUGUACUUGGGACCUACGGGAGACGCCAACCUGUACGCUUCUCUAGUGAUACAGCCAAACAGUGCCGUGAGUGGAGACCUCCUCUUCGACCUGCCCAAGAAGCACCUGUAUGUCAUGACUCAGUCUAUGGUGACCAAGAUCCCCAUAUUUGAGUGUUCCCAGUACCCCGACUGCGAGUCGUGCUUGGCUCUGAGGGACCCCUAUUGUGGCUGGUGCGUCCUCCAAGGAAGGUGCAGCCGUCGCUCUGAGUGCUCCAGGUUUAAAGUGAGUGAGCAGUGGCUGUGGGGCUUUGAGUCCACCCAGCAAUGUCUCUCCGUCCAGUCCCUGAGCCCGGCCAACAUCAGCAGAGAAGAGCAGAAAAACGUAUUCCUCACUCUUUCGGAUUUGCCGGCCCUGCUGGACGGAGAGUCCUACACGUGUUUCUUUGAAGAGUAUGAGAGCCCGGCAGUGCCGAUGGGAUCAGGCAUCAUGUGUCUUUCACCAGAUCCCAGCCAUGCGCCAGUUUUGAAAGCAGGGACAGACCACGUAACCAUUCAGCUGAUGGUGCGCUUCAACGACGUCUUCAUUACCUCAACGCCUUUCUCCUUCUACGACUGCAGGGCGGUGGCUCUUCUGAGGAAAUCGGCACCGUGCCAGGGAUGCGUGAGCAGCCACUGGGGAUGCAAUUGGUGCGUCCACCAGCACCUCUGUACACAUAAAGAUGCCUGCGAGAAAGGAACCGUUAUCUACAAUGAGAGGGCUCAAAUACCAGCCUUUACCCCAUGGCCUUCUGCGGCCACCGCAGACGCAGCAGUGUCGCCCUCGUCUCCUCCGACCACGGCCACCGAACCCGCCAUUCUCCUGGCCACGCCUGCGGCCACCUCCGCUCCUAGUCCUACCACCAUACCUGCCGUCCCCCUCACCACCCCGCCGGCCACUCCUGCCACGACCCCUCUGCCUCCGGAAACCCCCAGCCCCACGCAUGCACCAGCCCCGACCACCGGAACGGCCUCUUCGCUGGGGACGGACGCUCUGACGCUGCCUCCAACCGACGUGCCUACUACCGCCAGCCCUACCUCCGAGGCCGUCUCCAGCGCCCAGCCGGAGACAGAAGGCCCCGUGACGCACUCUACCUCUGAGCCGGUCCUUGGCCCCGAAGACUGGUCCACGUCCCCUCCUGCCACUGUGGCUGACAGCAACCUGUGGCCUCAUGUGGAGGCCCAGACGCCUUCCCCAGAUGCCGAAAACUCGACGGUUCCAUCGCCUGCCCCUGAGGCCCACACCUCUCCCGUCCCGACUUCCCUCGCCCCCAACCAGACAGGAAGCGCCCCCAACUCUUCGGCUGACUUGCGUCCGGAAGAUCUGGAGACGGAGCUCGCGACUUCUGAGGCGCCCCCUGCUACGGGCUUUCCCGACUGGCCUCCGGGGGACCAGUCUGAGCUCGAGGACAGUGCGGAAUGGAUGGAUUCUCUGCCGCCCGAGAACGACACGUCCUCCUCCUCUGCCUCCAUCCUUCUCUCGGGCGACGGGGACUCCUCGGAGAGCGACAUCUCCGAUAUCCCCAGAAUCCUCAACCCGGCUGACUACCAGUACGACGCGCCUGGGUUCCUCGACUUGAAUGAGGAGCUGAACCAGGGACCGGAAGCCUGUCCCUGUGUGCGGGGCAUUCAGGGGUCCUCGCUGAUGCCCGUCAACGUGCAGAGAAAGAUCACACUGAUAGGGAGCAACUUCCACCUCUACCAGGAUAAUCUAUGGGAAUAUGAAUGUGUGUUGGUCCUGGAAGGGAAGACCUUGAGCGUGGAGGCGUAUAUCGAACAGGAUGAAAGCAAUCCAUCCCUUUGCUACAUCACAUGCCAGCUGCACCAGUACAGCUACUCAGCCCCCCAGCUCGAAUUCAGUGCCGUGAUUUUCGUGCAGCGGAAGAGGCGCCUGCGUGUGGACAGCGUCGAUGAUCUCCACGUGACCCUGUACAAUUGUUCUGUGGGGCAUUUGGACUGCAGCCGCUGCCAGACCGCCGAUGCCAAGUACGGCUGCGUGUGGUGCAGUGGGGAGCAGCCCAGCUGCCUGUUCCACGACUCCUGCAAAGAAGAGGUGGCGGACACAUGCCCAGCUCCCCUGAUUCACGCCGUUUAUCCUUUAACUGGACUGGUUGAAGGGGGUACCAGAAUCACCAUCACCGGCUCAAACCUUGGUCAGAAGCACCAGGACAUUGCUGGGAGAGUCACCGUGGCCGGAAUCCCCUGCGAGGUUGAUGCUCUGGUGUAUGAAAUCUCUAGCAGUAUCGUGUGCACCACGGGCGGAAGCGGCGUAGAGAGGUCUGGGCACGUGGUCGUGGAGGUUCCCGGAGGAGGACAGGGAGUUUCUGGACAUGUGUUUACUUACCAGAACCCAGAGCUGAAAUCCAUUUACCCAACACGAGGCCCCAAGGCUGGAGGAACCUGCCUCACACUGACGGGAUCCAAGCUGCUGACUGGCAACCCCAGCAAAAUCAGCAUUCUGGUCGGACGCUUUCCCUGCUAUAUUCAUUCUGAAGUGCAAGAGAAGGAGCUGCAGUGCCUGACUAGCGCCAGUAACGCAUCUGUGGAACUCAACGUCACAAUCAAGUACGGGGAUAAGGAACGGAGUUUGGAGCACCCCCGCUUCAAAUACACCCUGGACCCCAACAUCACGUAUGCAGAACCAGCCAAGAGUUUCCAGAGCGGUGGGAGGGAGAUCCGAGUUCGUGGGCACAACCUUGAUGUCGUGCAGUGGCCCAAAAUCCGCGUCACGGUUUCUCCGCUGGAGCGCCGACGCCGGGGCUUGAGCAGGUGGCGCAGAAUUAUUCCGGAGACAGAAUGCCCUGAGAAUGCCCUCUGCAGCGUCCAGCAAUUUGAAGAGCCCUGCGAGGUCAACUCCUCUAGCCUCAUCCUGUGCAAAACGCCUGACAUUAAGCAGCUUUCUCUCUCCAUGCAAGUGAAGCUGGAGUUUGUCCUCGAUAACCUCAGUUUCGACUUCAACUCCGUGCAUCCGAGCGGCUUCUCCUAUGAGGUGGAUCCCGUCCUGCACCCCCUCAAUAUGGAUGACCACACCAAGCCCUAUCGUCACAAGCCUGGAAGCGUCAUCUCUGUGGAGGGGGAGAACCUGGACCUGGCCAUCUCCAAAGAGGAGGUGAAAGCCAUGAUCGGAGUCGGCGUCUGCUCGGUCAAGACCCUGACGAAGAACCACCUCUAUUGCGAACCCCCCGCCGAGCAACCAGCCCCUCUGCACCGGGCCAAGCGGGAGGGCACAGACUCUUUGCCAGAGUUCACAGUUCAAAUGGGCAACAACCAAUUCCGCCUGGGCCGUGUGCAAUAUGACACAGAGAGUCAGCUGACCUUUCCUGUAGAGGCCCAGAUUGGCUUGGGGGUUGUCGCCUCCUUUGUUGCUCUGAUCGUCCUCAUCAUCGUCUUCAUCUACAGGAGGAAGAGCAAGCAGGCCCUGAGGGAUUACAAAAAAGUUCAGAUCCAGCUGGAAAAUCUGGAGACGAGUGUCCGGGACCGGUGCAAAAAAGAAUUCACUGACCUCAUGACGGAGAUGAUGGACCUCACCAGCGACUUGGUUGGCACCGGGAUCCCCUUCCUGGACUACAAGUCCUAUGCAGAGCGUGUCUUCUUCCCAGGCCACCGCGAGUCGCCGCUGCAAAGGGACCUGGACGUGCCAGAAUGCCGGAGGCAGACGGUCGAACAGGGCUUGGUGCAGCUCUCCAACCUCCUCAACAGUAAGCUCUUUCUCACCAAGUUUAUACACACCUUGGAGAUCCAGCGCACUUUCUCCCCAAGGGACCGGGCCUACGUUGCGUCUCUUCUCACAGUCUCGCUGCACGGGAAACUCGAGUACUUCACAGACAUCCUCAAGACCCUCCUGAAUGACCUGGUGGAGCAGUAUGUCGCCAAGAACCCCAAACUGAUGCUGAGAAGGACAGAGACGGUGGUGGAGAAGCUGCUGACAAACUGGAUGUCCAUCUGCCUAUACACGUUCGUGAGGGACUCUGUUGGAGAGCCUCUCUAUAUGCUCUUCCGGGGCAUAAAGCACCAGGUGGAUAAGGGGCCAGUGGACUGGGUGACGGGAAAGGCGAAGUACACCCUGAAUGACAACCGCCUUCUCAGAGAAGACCUGGAAUACCGCACACUGACCUUGACAGCCUUGCCUCAAACUGGAAGCACGGUGGGAGGACCAGAGGGCUCCCAGGGGGUGUUGGUGAAGGGGCUGGAUUGCGACACCAUCACCCAAGUGAAGGAGAAGAUUCUCGACCAGGUCUACAAAGGGACACCUUACUGCCACCGGCCAGACCCAGACACGCUUGACUUGGAGUGGAGAUCAGGUUUGGCUGGGCACCUCAUCCUCUCCGAUGAGGACGUGACUUCUGUUGUCCAGGGCACCUGGAAGCGUCUCAACACACUGCAACACUACAAGGUACCCGAUGGAGCCACUGUUGCUCUUGUCCCCCGUAUGACCAAGCAUCUUCCCAGGGAGAAUCAGGACUAUAUCCCUGGAGAGAAGACCCCAAUGCUGGAGGAUGCUGAUGAGGGUGGGAUGAAGCUCUGGCACCUGGUGAAACCGACAGAGGAGCCUGAGCUGCCUAAACAUCGGCGAGGGAGCGUCCGGGAGAGAGAGAGGGCCAAGGCUAUUCCUGAGAUCUAUCUCACCCGCCUCCUCUCCAUGAAGGGGACGAUGCAGAAGUUUGUAGACGACCUGUUCCAGGUGAUCCUCAGUACCUCCCGCCCCGUCCCGCUGGCUGUGAAGUACUUCUUUGACCUGUUGGAUGAUCAAGCGCUGAGCCAUGGGAUCACGGACCCAGAGACCAUCCACAUCUGGAAGACAAACAGCCUUCCCCUGAGGUUCUGGAUCAACAUAAUCAAGAACCCCCAGUUCGUAUUUGAUGUGCAGACGUCGGACAAUGUGGAUGCUGUGCUGCUGGUCAUCGCUCAGACCUUCAUGGACUCCUGCACUCUCGCUGACCACAAGCUGGGCCGGGAUUCUCCAAUUAACAAGCUUCUCUACGCCCGCGACAUUCCACGUUACAAGCAGAUGGUGGAAAGGUACUAUGCAGAUAUCCGACAAACCAUCUCUGCAAGUGACCAGGAAAUGAAUUCCGCCCUGGCUGAACUCUCACGAAAUUACUCAGGUGACCUCAAUUCCUUGGUGGCUCUGCAUGAACUCUACAAGUACAUCAACAAGUACUAUGACCAGAUCAUCACCGCCUUGGAGGAGGACCCGACGGCGCAGAAGAUGCAGCUGGGCUACCGCCUGCAGCAGAUUGCUGCCGCCGUAGAGAACAAAGUCACGGACUUGUGAUGUGCACAAGGGGACAGUCAGCCAGGAGGGGGGAGGGGGCAGAUGGCACCUGCUGCAGCCGGGACAAGGCACGCCACACCGACGACGUGGAAGGAGGGAGGAGCAGCAGCAGCAGACCAGGAAAUGCCAAGCGCCGCGGAGGGCCGAGGGUGCCAGAGAACUUUAUUCUUCUUUUUUCCUUUUUUUUUUUGCAACAAUAAUGAUGAUGGUAAUGGACUUUAGGGGAGUGUCUCCCUCCUCAGAAGCUGUGGGCUUCUCCCAUUCAGCUUGAGCCAGGAGGCCGGGAGUUACGGAUGUGCCAAGAGGGUUAGAGACUAGUGUAGCCACGCAGGCGGCGAUUUUUUUGCCUCAACGCCUGAAGCCAAGGCUCAGGCAGCAGCCUCUGGAUUUGGGCGAGCUUCCUCCAGGCUCCCUUUCGCCCUGAGAGGAGAGAGCAUCCUACUGCCUAAGCAAUCAGAGAAGGGGGGGGAGCAUCUCUUCAGCAGUGCCCUUCCCUGGCACAUCAAAGCAGACUGGGACCAAGCGAAAGGGAAGAGGCUGAGGAUGGAGGACAGAGGAGCCACCGCCGGGCUGGGAAAGGCCUGCCACUAGCUGGGACCCCGCCGAGAUUCCUGGAACAGCGCCUGCCUUGCUCACUCACCCACACCUGGUUGGGAGGCCCUUGCCAAGCACAGAGCCUGUCCUGCUCCCCAGAAAGCACAAAGGAGACCUUGCUUCCCUCCGACUGCCUCGCCCCCUCCUGUUUGCUGCUGUUUGGGGGGAAACGGACCUCUGGAUCGCACUGUAGAGCUGCAGAGAGGGGGAGCCUUUCCUCCCCUCUCCCGCUCCUCUUUUGAGUUAGCACUUCUCCUCAAGUAAACACCCUCUUUCCUCGUGUUCCUGUCUCUCUCACGCCAUGGCUUUGCUCUGUCCAACGCCACACCCCCUUCCCCACGGGGGUCUUUCCUGGGUCUGCCAGAGGCAGCUCAGAAUUUUUUCUGCACCAGUUGGCCGUGCCUCUGGCUUCCCCCAAGGCCCAUUGUGACGGCUUUUGCUGUUUCUCUGCCUGCAGUUCGGUUGCCAAUACUUCGCCGGAUUCUCAUUCUGUGUCUUUGAGAGCUGCUUGAUCUGCAACAAAAGUUGCUAGGCGACCACUCCCGUCAUCGUCCCUGACCAUUGGCCAUGCUGUCCUCGGGCUGAUGGGAGUUGGGUCACUUCCAGACAUUCUGUUUAUUUACUUGGGAUUUGUUUGCACAAAAAAUGUGGGGAAGCUAGACAACCUCAGCUGUUUAUUUAGCAUUCCAAUUUUUUUUUAAUUUCACAAUAUCAUACCACACUUCCCAGUGCAUUUUCCUGUCACUUUCCCUAUUACAAAAAAAAGAAGAUUUGGGGGUGGGAAUGAGGUUCUCCAGCAAGAGCUCCAAAUCAGAUUUAUUUACCCAACAUGAAUUUGUCCAUAAGUGAUUGAAUCUCACCCAGAGGUGUUAGUGGUCUGGGAUGGUGUGAAGCGUCAAAGGCCUGUUACGAUUUCUGCAGCAGGGUCUCUGUCUCCAGGGUCCUGAAGCCACAGGAAAGGGAAGUCUAUUAGCUACUUGGAAGAAGUCUUCUCACCCUUCGUGCUGAUUGGAGGGAAAGGAAGUGAGCCACCCAUGGAGGAUUGGCUCCCGGGGUCAUUCUUUAGGAGCACUGAGAACACAAGCUGCUUCAGUUUCGGGAGAAUCUCGUGCAUGUUCCGUAAUGUACAAAUACAGCUUAAGUCGCUCCAGAUACUGGAGCACUCCAAAUGAUUUGCCAGUGUACGAGCAAAGGAAACACAUGGAGAUCUGCCCUUAUCAUUGCAAUGCACCCCUGAUUAUUAGUAGUAUUGUAUAAUUAUAAAGUUAUGCAGCCUUCUUAGAAGGGAGCGUGCCAGUGCCUAUGGUGAAGGGGCCCUACACUUCUGCAUUUGCCACUGCACUGCUGAUCCCGUCCCAAAAUAGCAGCAGUCUGGAAGCGCCCUUGAACUCCAGCAACAUCUGGAAGGUCGCAGGUUCCCACCGCCAACCUACAGGCAUCAGCAGGAGGCAAUAUUUAUCCCCUGCUGAUUUAAGCUGCAAGCCCAGGUGGCUUGCGGCUUGACAGUAAGAGCUGUUCGGCAGUGGAAUUUGCUACCAAGGAGUGUGGUGGAGUCUCCUUCUUUGGAGGUCUUUAAGCAGAGGCUUGACAGGCAUAUGUCAAGAAUGCUUUGGUGGUGUUUCCUGCUUGGCAGGGGGUUGUACUGGAUGGCCCUUGUGGUCUCUUCCAACUCUACGAUUCUAUGAUUCUAUGAGUUAUUUCCCAGUCAGUUGACAACUCUACCUUACUUAGGUUAGCUGAAAAGGAACGAUCACUUGAAGCGCUGUUGAAUCAUUCCAUGUCAUUCCUCACAGCGGGGAAAGAAACCCUGGAUUGUGGUGGUUUCUUUCUCCCCUUUAUUGCCUCUGCAGUUUUAGUUCGGCUUCUCCUUGUAUGUUUGCAGCCCACACAAAACAGCAUUAAUGCCACAGUUUCGGGCGAGAUCCAGCCACAGUAAACCGUUCCAAACUGCCGCUUUGCAUCGUAGGCUCUGGCCCACUUCCUUGCAAGCCGUGGGGGAAGGAUUUCCAUCUCUUUACUUUGGCAGGGCUCCUGCUCCUUCAACAGCUGCGCAGUCAGGCAACGAAACAGAAGAGGUGGCAUGUUUCCCUUGGAUUAGGCUCUGUUGCAGAUAGAUGCCCAGCUUUUUUUAGUCCGGCUUCCUAGAACACUCCAGUGAGCUUUUAUGGAGAGUUCUGUGCAAUUUUAAAAGAAUGCCUAUGCCAGCAUCAAAAUAGGUCAACAAGAGCCAUAUGAGGCGAGUUGUGGGACAUCCAUGAAUAGCAUAUAUCUUCGACCCUUGUUGUAAUUUAAAAGCAGGCGCAGAGUGGGAGGAGGAGUCAGCUUAAGAGUCGCAGUGCUUGUUCGCCUUUCUCAACUGUGCCAUUUCCCUGAUUUUAACCCCCCCCCCAAAAAAAGCUGCUACUUGCCCUGUGGCAGGUAGACUUCCAGGUACCAUACAGGUGGGCUUGCAUAUUUUAAGCUGCAGCAGGAACAAAUCAAACACCAGCCUCGGGGAAGGGGAUUUGAAUUGAGGAAAUGGCACAAGCACGAAAAGGCCAGCUCCCUCCCUCCCGUCUGUUAGCACCAAGGUCUGAAUUCGAAUCGCCUUUUUCUCCUCCCCGACUUUUUAAAAUGCAGGCGAGUCUGUUCACGGAUCUCCUUGCAUCAUGCCUUAAGAGAUUCAAAGGCUGGUGCCACCUUGGUAGCACAGGUUUUAGGAAGAGCACCUUUUGCCAGCUCCGGCACCGCUGGCUCAGAUCAGAGCCUAGCCAUAACACUCUCCAGGUGCCUUAAGCCAGCCGCUUGAACUCCCAACGCUCCAGGAACGCCGAUAAUUGCACUGGUAUGCCUUGCAUAGCUGUUGUAAGGAUUGCUGAGAUUAUGUGUGUCACACAUUUCGGGAAAAGGCCGCAUCGGCCUCCUCCAGUCUGAUGCCCUCCAGAUCCAGCCAACAUGGCUGUCCAGCCAUACAUAUUCCCACCUGUUAUCUCAGUCUAGUCAUUAAUACCUCAGGUGAGAGCACAACCCUGCUUGGAAGCCAUGCCCUUUGACCUGGAACAACCUCCCCCCAAAUUUCAGGUAGCUCAGAGCGGGGCUGGUUUUACUCUGGGUAGGGAGCACAUUGUACAUGCUCAGCAGGCCUCUCUUGCUCCUUUUAUUAUUCCCCUGUUCCAUGGUUAAAACCAGGCUCGUAACUUGGAGCCUUAGUCUUCAGCUCCGAAUUUGUCCCGUAAAGAUUUGUACCACGAAAAGUGUAUAUCGUGCACAGACAGAUUAUUGGGCGCCCAUUUCCUUUUCCAGAAUGGGGUGGCCUCUUGUCACCGCAUUACGAGACAAAAUUGCCAUUACCUUCCAGCUGACUCUCGUCAACCUACAGCAACUUACCUCUUUAGCCCCGCUGCCCAAGGAUAAGAAUGUAAGAAAGAGCCAAAGGUUUGUUUACUCCAGUAUACUUCUCUUCCCCCCCCCCGCCCCAAAGUGCCCAACCAGGUGUCUCUGGAAGGCCACAAGCGAGACGCAAAGGGCAAUAUCCAUUUCCCGUUGUUGCUCCCUAGCAGUUGCUAGAGAGACGCCUCUGAAUCCAGGAGCUCCGUAUUGUAAUCCCUCCUAUAAUAAAACUGCAAAGCUAAGCAGGGUCCGGUAUGGUUUCAAAUUGGAUGGGGAGACAACCACCCAAUUGAGAUUCCUGCAUUGCAAGGGGUUGGGAGUGAAGGACCCUUUCCAACCCUAUGAUUCUAAUCAUGCCUAGGAGCUUGUGGUUCUUGAGAGAGGAAGGCAGCAGAGUCAGUUCUGGGUCAAGCCAAAAGCCCAUCUAGUCUGUUCUCCGAGUGCCUGCGGACACGAAUACACAAGCAUUCUUCAUGAACGGUAUCCCAAGCGUGAAGAAGCACCUUGUUUUGUCCUGGAUUGUCCAGGUUCUAGUACUUUCAAUGCUCUCUUUCCAGGUUCUAGUAUUAAGAGAUGCUUUCCCCCACACCCUGUACCCUCUUGCGUACAUCAGUCCUUUCCUCACCUCGGGAUGCCUCCAAUCCUGUGGGGUGCUCUGAGCAAAGUGAGAGGGGAGCAUUGUUUGAGGUGGUGAGCCCUCUUAGGGGGUCCCAGCACCCACUGCCUUCUGUGGAUGCUAAAAAGGCGUUUGGGUGCAGCAGUGGUAAAUCUGGUGCUUACUCACAACCCCAGGGAUCCUCCUCUAGUGGCAAUGGCCAUUCAGAGACUGAAAAGCGGCAGCUGUCCAUUGUGGAAAGUGGUCCCUGCACAACUCGGCUUGCCCAGGGGAGCAUGUCGUAUAUUUAGCACUAUCUUAAGAAAGGUGGAGCUCCUCUGCCUCUCGGCUCCUUGACCCGUCUCGUGUCCUGUAGCCCACCCUUCCUGUGCCACGCACGAGAGUCACGUGUGCUCUUGCAACAAGCAGAAGGGAAACAGAAUGCCAACUUCUUCUUUUAACUGUCUCUGUUGUGGUGUGUUUUUGACACCAGCCCAGUCUCUGCAAGCGCUGGUAGGUGACCGAGCUUCUUGGACAUUUCCUCAGGUUAUAUGUCUUGGCAGCUCGGCCCCCCCAAGAGAUUUCCAUUGCAGCGUAAACAGCGGUAGGAACUUCUACAAGGGGGGAAUAAAUUCUGUAGGAAGAAACUGCUCUUGGCCCCUGCCACAGCUCAGUGACGGAGCACCUGCUUUGCAUGCAGAAGGGUUUGAUCCCCGGCAUCUCCAGGUAGGCCUGAGAAAAUGCCUGCCUGAAAUCCUGGGCAGCCACUGCCAGUCAGUGUAGAGUCUAUUGCCUGCACUGUAGACCAGGCAUCCCCAUCCUUUGGCCCUCCAGAUGUUUUGGACUACAAUCCCCAUCAUCCCUGACCACUGUUCCUGUUAGCUAGGGAUCAUGGGAGUUGUAGGCCAAAACAUCUGGAGGGCUGCAGGUUGGGGAUGCCUGCUGUAGACAAUGCUGAGCUAGAUGGAGCAAUGGCCUGACUCAGUGUAAGGUAGCUUCUUUUUGGGCAAGGGCUGCCGGAGGUGGGUGGGUUGGACUCUGCCUGUGUUUCUUUUCUAGUCUCUUGCAUCCCUGGUGCUCAGCAUCUCACUUUCCCUUUUUUUUCUCCCAUUCUGGCCCAGCUCCGUAAAUGCACUCUCUCGCUCUCUCAACUGAUUAAUAAUAAUAAUAAAUUCUCCAAUCUGGAAAGCUUGAUGGACAAACCAGCCAGCCUGAUUUUGUUGUUGUUCCAUAGUAUAAUAAUGUUAUUGUAGAUACUGUUCCGAGCAAAGUAGGAGUUUUAUCAUCAAAUGAGAAGUUUUGUCUGUAAAUAAUCAGUUUAGAUCCCAGAUGACUUUAUUACAGAGCAAAAUUCUUACACGGUAAUUCAAUAAACUUUAAUAUACAACACAGAAGAAGGCUCGAGUUUCCAGUUCCUUAAUGAUGUGGGAGGUCUGAUUGCCUUUUUUAAAAAAAAAAUUGGCGCUGCUCCUGUGCUUUUAACAGAAGGAUACAUAAAUUUAGAAACUGCAUUUUUCCUAGACUGUAUAUUCUGCUGCGGAAAACCUCACCAGCUUAAUUUCUGUGCCACACUACUGUUAAAAAAGCAGAGGAUCAAAGCUGUGUGUGUGUGUGUGUGUGUGAACAAACCUUAUUGUGGGAGGCCACCAGCCAAGAUGUGGGCCUGGAAAAACUCAUCACUUAACUGGUACUAUUAAGAACAGAAGAGCCCUACUUAGCCUGCUGUUCUCUUAGCAGCUAACCGGAUGCCUGUGAGAAGCCAGCACGCAGGACCCGAACUCACAACCACCACUCUUCCCACCUGCGAUUCCUAGCAAUUGGUAUUGAGAGGACGACCAUCUCCCAGCAGUGCCAGCAUGGCCAACUUGGAUGGCUUUUUAGAGAGAGUUAGACACAUGUAUUGAGGAUAAGGCUAUCAAGGACUACUGGCCAUGUAAUUACACUGGUGAAAGCAGAUGGACUUCAGGGAAUCCUAGAUCCUAGGCAUC
This is a messenger RNA of Zootoca vivipara (common lizard), 13878 nucleotides long. RefSeq names its product plexin B1 (gene PLXNB1). Gene Ontology annotation, molecular function: protein binding; semaphorin receptor activity. Gene Ontology annotation, cellular component: semaphorin receptor complex; plasma membrane. Lineage: Eukaryota; Metazoa; Chordata; Lepidosauria; Squamata; Lacertidae. The record is from RefSeq and is a predicted model, not a curated record. Gene Ontology annotation, biological process: negative regulation of cell adhesion; positive regulation of axonogenesis; regulation of cell shape.